This is a messenger RNA of Entamoeba invadens IP1, 561 nucleotides long. RefSeq lists its product as hypothetical. The transcript has a single exon. The record is from RefSeq and is a predicted model, not a curated record. NCBI's taxonomy places the organism in Eukaryota, Evosea, Mastigamoebida, Endamoebidae. Bases 1 to 561 code for a protein of 186 amino acids.
AUGAGAGAUGACAACCAAUUCAAAAGAAAGACUUACCAGGUCUCUCAACAAGCAAUUCUUCUUGCACUUAUUAACAAACAUUUUUCGAUCGCUCUGAUGCUUCCAAAAAAGCGAGCAAUAACUGGGCGUCAGUUCCUUUGUGUCAAAACGAUAAAAAAUGGCAAUGAUGUCAUCGAAAUCGACAAUUUUGUUCAUCAACGAAUGAAAGAAUAUAACAAUUAUGCGACAUCCAUUGGCAUCCCCAUGAAGACAAUCACUCGGCGUGGCGAGAACAAUCGCAUCGUCGAGAACAUACACAUUCUUCUUGACAUACUUGUUGAACUUGGGUAUCACUUCCAAACAAAGGUUUCAACUGGAAAAAACUACUCGUUGAAGUUUGAUACCAUUAAGAGCUUCCAACUUGGUAAAUUUUCUUUCAAUAAAAAUACAAUUGGUCAAAAAGGAAUUUUAAUAAAUUCUUAUUUAAACAACCUCAUCGCAACCAACAAUAACCGAGGGCAAACUGUCAUAGUCGAAAAAAAUGAUGUAAAUAUUGAAAAAUUCCUUUUGACUGGGUUUUGA